AAUAUUUAAAGAUCUACUUAAAUGGACGGUGUUAUAUUUUGUGCCCACAGUGCGGAUCGGGUUUCUGCCAAGCGCUCGGGAGCAGUCAAGUGUUCCUGUUACUCGAAUGUUAUCGUCCCUAUCACAUGUACGCAUAUCGGACCAUCAUAAACCAAGCGCUUUCUUACAUCGUAACAUCAUAAGAUGUUCAUCAUUUUGAUCGCAGAACAUAACGAAGCGCAAAACAAAACAGUACACGUGGAACUCUUUUUUUAGCGGAAGAUUAAAGUACGUGUAGUGUUCGUAGAGAAGAAGGAGUUAUCGCAUGCUAAUUUUCUUUGAUUCCAAAUUAACCGUGCUAUUACCAACAUGGAUCCUGAAUUCGCCAAAAGGGUUGCGGAUGUGUUUAGUUUUUAGGACCAUUAUCUGGAAACAAAAAUGAUUUUCGGACAGGAGCGACUUGUACCGUAUUCGUAUUCAGACGUCGAUAUGUACUCAGUGCAUUUUCGGCAGACCAAUCCACCAGCCCUGGGCCCGUUCGACCUCCAGGGGAUGCUCCACGAGCAGUCGCAGGUUUCCGGCGUCGGGAGCCCGAAUCCGGCGAUGCUGCCGUCGUUCGGGUUCACACAGGAACAGGUCGCCUGCGUGUGCGAGGUUCUUCAACAGGGAGGGAAUAUUGACCGCCUCGCGAGGUUCCUGUGGUCACUUCCGGCGUGUGAACAUCUACAUAAAAACGAGAGUGUGUUAAAAGCGAAAGCUGUGGUCGCGUUUCACCGUGGGAAUUUUAAGGAACUGUAUAAAAUUCUGGAAUCUAACCCGUUUUCUCAACAUAAUCAUCCUAAAUUGCAAGCGCUGUGGUUGAAAGCACAUUAUAUUGAAGCUGAAAAGUUACGUGGUCGGCCGCUAGGGGCCGUCGGGAAGUACCGUGUCCGACGAAAGUUUCCCCUUCCCAGGACCAUCUGGGAUGGAGAGGAAACGAGUUAUUGUUUCAAGGAAAAAUCGCGAACAGUGUUAAGGGAAUGGUAUGCACACAAUCCCUACCCCUCUCCCCGAGAAAAAAGGGAGCUGUCGGAGGGGACGGGGUUGACCACUACUCAAGUCAGCAACUGGUUUAAAAAUCGUCGACAACGGGACAGAGCGGCGGAAGCGAAAGAUCGAGAGGGAAUCGACAAGGGUUCCCAUGGAAACCUCAGCCUCAACUCCCCGAUGUCGAGCGAUGUCGACAAGAGUGGCGACAGCAACGACGGUCUCGACGGACUGAACGGCGACAUCAAAACAGAGCCAGACACCCCAAGUAGCAUCUACACCGACCUCCAGAAGGCGCUUCCGGGUAGCAAUAUUAUGUCAAGCCUCGAUAUGCAAACCGGAAAUGCGCAUCACGCCCAUAAUGCGCACAACGCACACAACACGCAUACCGCGCACGCGCAGCACCAGAUGUCGUCUAUGAACAAUGGUUCCCACCACCACGAUAUGGGUCAAAUUUUACAAGAGUAUCAGACGUUAUGACAAUAAAAUGGCGGUGACCUAUGGGUCACGUGACAGUUAGUUAUAUACUCCACGUCGGACGCUCACACCAAAGAAUGUAUAUUUAACAAGCUUGUGUGUGAUUUGAAGGCACAAAUGCAUUUUUCAUGCAUUUUGUUACGUAGUAAAUUGCAUAUUAUACAAUAUUUGUGUGCCAUAAUUUUCACGGAAGUAGGUUGCGUGGUUAUAAGUAGCGUUAGUUCAUGACGUCAUGUUUUCCACGCAAUAGUGCCACUGACGUCAGAACUCGAGUAAUUUGGCGUCGUGUUUGUCUGAGGUCAAAAUUAUUCGAACGGCAUUCGUUACAGACAAAUGGGUGAUAAUAUUCUUGAAAGAAAUGACGUCGCGUCAUGACCUCAUUUGUAAAGAGUGUAUAUCAAAUGUCGAAUGUUUCGACAGUCAUAGCUACUCGCAUAUUUGUUACCAUGACACUAUUUAUAGAACGUGUAUGAAAAUGUGAUUUCAAUAGAAGCGUAGCACACGAGUCUUUAUUUCUGACAUGAUGUAUUUGUAACUUUCCUGAGCGAUAACAUUUGUUUGGAAUUUCUCACAAAAACUGUGCCAUAUCCAAUCAAGCUCUCUGCAAAACACAUCAUCUGAAUGACAGUGCCAUUUUGACACAAGUCCUGUCGUGCCGAAUGCAAAUUAACGCAUGAAACAAACACGACGUCUGCUCGUAACUGCAAGUAGUUUCGGAUAUUCGACGUAUUUCGGAUAGCGGGGUAAUGUCAUUACUGAAGAACUUAUGGAUGUAUAUGUGGUCAAGAUGAUAUUUUACAGUGUUUUGUUUCUACCCAUGCAAUACAUUUAUUUUUUCGUUUGUCUAAGAUUGAUUCUACACAAAAUAUAUGGAUAUUUUAAUAUGACAAUAUAUCAAUCAAUUUUAAAAAUUAAUUUAAUGCCCCUUUAUUUAGUGAGCAUUUUUUUUCUCUGGCUUUACCCUAGAUGCCACUGUGUCUGAAUUUCCAAACCUGUGGCACAUUUGCGCUUGAAUACAAAUCUGCAGUACCCGUGUUCUUGAUUUUCUCAACACCAUCAUUAUGUGCUUGUUUUAGAUCUGAUGUUAUGUUGCAAUUAAUAUAGGACACUUGACAUUUCAAGCAAAUAAUCUAAUCGCUUUACCUACUGUUUUUUUCCACGUGUACCGUAUAAAAAUCCUCUGGAAAAUGCCAUGGUGUUCAUAUUUUUGUUUUCUUCAGCUCAAUAAAUUCAAUAAUAUCAAAUUUCUUGUUUGUAAACGUACCGGAUUAUCGACAAUGUAAUUCAUCGUUUCAAAAUGGACAUCAUAUUCAGAAUACAUGCACGAUUAUAGAGUUUUGGUCAAAUUAUUUAGAUUUUUUAAUACUUUGUACAUUCAUUGUAAUUAUGUACAUAAAAACACAUCCGUUUUCAGAUCUGGAGUAUUGAAAUUACAAAUAACAAUUACGUGUUAUAAGUUAUUGUUAAAUAGGUUCAUUAAAAUUCCUGGUUUAGUUAUUGCUCUUAUUUCUUUAUAAAUUCACAUAAUAGUUGGGAUCAAAUGAAACUAUGAAAAUAACUAAUGUCAUAAGUACAUUUGUAUACAAUAUGUCGAUAACAACAACUUAAAGACAAACAUUGCCUCAGACCAAAUUACUUGUUUUAACUUCCCGAAAAUCACGGUGAUGUAUGCAGUUAAUUGGUGUGCACAGAACACAGGACGCCAUUGUUGUACGGUAACCUUCACCCCGGGUAUUUUAUAAACCGGACUAGUUUUCAUAGCGUGCUUGCAGGCCAUAAUACACUUGCUUAUUGUUGCUCGAAUUCUCGGGUGAAAUAUUUGAAAAUGUGUUGCAUUAUGAAGUUAACACAGGGAUUGGAGAUUUAACAUUCUUAAGCACCCAGUGAAUCAAGAUGGGCAAUUAUGAAUAUUUUAGAAUGUUUAUUUAACGUUUGGUAGCGAUUUGUUGUAAUAGAAAGUUGCAAGAUAACUAAAAUGUAAAAAUGGACAAUGCGCAAUAUUCCUUUAUGGAGGAGAAUUGAAUGUGCGUUGCUUGAUUAAUUUUAUAUUUUAACCAUAACCAUCACUUAUCUUAGUUUUCCAGCCCCUUCACUGUGUUGAACAUCUUCUCUAAAUGUAAGCAUUUACAGGAAGCAGGUUAAUUUGUCGACCUUGAAACAAUUGGUUAAAGACACGUUUAAUAUAUAAGUAUUGUUUGGUCGUAUACUUUGUUUCUUUAUGAUAAUUUUAUACAUAUAAAUGGUCAUGUCAAACUUGAAUUGUUGUGUUCACUGGCAUGAUGUGCCAUGCAGCUAUAUAUAAAAUCGUCAUUUUCAGUUUUCCUUACUUACGUUUAACAAGUUCUAUACUACAAAACAUUUAUAAAUAUCAGAAUCAGAAAUUAUCAGAUAAUAACUAUUUUAAGUAUUUUAACAUGUCGAUUUUAACGGUUGAACAGGUGUGAAAACUUUUGUUGUUAAAUUUUACACUGAAUGAAAUAUGUAUUUCAUUUAUAUUUUGUAUUACAAUGUAUCUCUCUAAAAAUAAGCGUGAAGAUUUACAAUUAAGGCACUGAAAGGUGUGCAUGAAAUAUUAAUUUAUAUGGAAAAAUUAUGUAAAGCACUUGCAAUUUUUACAUUUUGAAAUAUAAUUCCUGCUUUUCUCUUACCAUACAGGUACAAAACAGUUAUAUAUUAACUUUAACAAUGCCCUACUUUGUUCUGUAUGCUGCAUGGUUGUGUCAAAUCCUUUCAUUUGGUAUCUGUAAAUCUUUUUCGAUAGUAGAGAGUUAUUUUCCCCUGUGUAGAUGUUUGUGUGUAUUGUCGGACACCCAAGAUGUGAUUUCAUUUAGAAAACAACAUUCAUUGCAUGACGACCUAAAACGAUUCAGAAAAUAUUAAACGUUAUUUAACUAUCGUGAAAACCUAAGCUUAAUACAUGAGUGUAAAGUAUCACCACAAAUUAGCAUUUCGUAGACCGCACAGGCUCAUCAUUGACGACACUUUCCGCUUGUAUGGAAGUUUUCUUAAAAUGAAGUAUUUUUCUAUUCGAAAAGCCAGUCAACAGGGAAAGUGUCGUCACAGAUAAGUCUGUUCAAACUGCAUAGGCUAAUCUUGGGACGACACUUAACGCACAUGCAUUAAGACCGGUUUUCACAGUGCGCAUCGUGUAAAAAAAUCGAUUGCAUUACUUAUGUGUGCAUGUUUUAUUUAUGCGGAGCUUAAUUGUUCAAUCAAUUGUUUAAGAUAAUUUGUAUUUACUUCAUGACAACAAUAAUUCUGUAAUUUUGCGUGAUUUAAAUUAAGGAAUUGUUGGGAAAUUGACAUAAGUAACGUUAUGUCUACGUGCAAUGAAUGUUGUUACCAGGUUACCAAAGGGUUUCUGAUAUUCAGUCGUACGUUGCCAUAUCUGUAUUUUGAGAUAUAUAGUUGACAAAAGGAUGCUUUUUGUGUCAUCUUUUAUAUUGAAUAAAACUGUUAAUGUUU
This is a messenger RNA of Dreissena polymorpha, 4947 nucleotides long. RefSeq names its product homeobox protein six1b-like. The transcript has 3 exons. The record is from RefSeq and is a predicted model, not a curated record. Gene Ontology annotation, cellular component: transcription regulator complex; nucleus. Bases 418 to 1485 code for a protein of 355 amino acids. Gene Ontology annotation, molecular function: RNA polymerase II cis-regulatory region sequence-specific DNA binding; DNA-binding transcription factor activity, RNA polymerase II-specific. Gene Ontology annotation, biological process: regulation of transcription by RNA polymerase II. NCBI's taxonomy places the organism in Eukaryota, Metazoa, Mollusca, Bivalvia, Myida, Dreissenidae.